AUCCUUUAUCUGUCAGUCAAACGAGUCCGCGUUUCUUAGCGGAGGGUUUCUUACCGCUUUCGUGUGUUUAAUUAAAUAAUAUCUAAAUGUGCUCAUAAAUAAAUGAAAUACUAUUUCAGUGUGAAUUAAUUUGUUUUCAACAUGUUGGUCCUGUUCGAAACCCCGGCGGGCUACGCAAUUUUUAAGUUGUUGGACGAGUCCAAGUUGUCAGAAAUCAAUGAUUUGUACCAGGAAUUCAACACUCCUGAGGGAGCAUCAGCAGUUGUCAAACUAAAGAACUUCAUCAAGUUCGAGGAUACAACAGAGGCUUUAGCUGCCACUACAGCCGCCAUUGAAGGCAAAAUUUCAAAGCCAUUAAAGAAAGCCUUAAAGAAAUAUGUCUCUAAGGACAUCCAAGAUCAGUUACUGGUUGGAGAUGCUAAACUAGGCAGUGCCAUUAAGGAGAAAUUUGAUUUACAAUGUGUUGCUAACUCAAACGUCCAAGAAUUGCUGAGAUGCAUUCGCUCACAGAUGGACAGUCUGCUUGCUGGGCUGCCAAAAAAAGAAAUGACAGCUAUGGCACUCGGUUUAGCCCAUUCUCUAUCCCGUUACAAGCUUAAGUUCUCUCCUGACAAGAUUGACACCAUGAUUGUGCAAGCGCAGUGCCUCCUCGAUGACUUAGACAAGGAGCUCAAUAACUACAUCAUGAGAUGCCGUGAAUGGUACGGCUGGCAUUUCCCCGAGCUCGGCAAAAUCAUCACUGACAACACACUCUUUGUCAAAAUUGUCAAACUUAUCGGGACCCGUGAUAAUGCUUCUAAAACUGAUCUGUCAGAUAUCUUACCUGAGGAUUUGGAAGAGAAGGUAAAGGAGGCUGCAGAGAUUUCCAUGGGCACAGAGAUCUCGGAUGAUGACAUUUUGAAUAUUCAGAAUCUCUGUGAUGAGAUCAUUUCUAUCACUGACUAUAGGACACAUCUGACUGAUUACUUGAAAGCCCGUAUGAUGGCCAUGGCUCCCAACCUGACAGUUUUAAUCGGAGAGCACAUCGGAGCGCGCCUUAUCGCUCAUGCAGGCUCAUUAAUGAACCUAGCCAAGCACCCAGCUUCAACAAUACAGAUCUUUGGUGCCGAAAAGGCCUUAUUCAGAGCUUUAAAGACUAAGAAAGACACUCCAAAAUAUGGUUUAAUUUACCACGCUCAGCUAGUAGGUCAGUGUAGUACUAAGAACAAGGGAAAGAUGUCUCGCAUGCUGGCAGCAAAGGCAGCGUUAGCAACCAGAAUGGAUGCAUUCGGAGAAGAUGUGUCAUUUGAGUUGGGGGCGGGGCAUAAGGUGAAGUUGGAAAAUAAGCUGCGGUUGCUAGAAGAGGGCAACUUGAGAAGGAUUAGUGGAACAGGCAAAGCUAAGGCCAAGUUUGAGAAAUAUCACAGCAAAUCUGAGGUGUUCCAAUAUCCGGUGGCAGCGGACAGCACCCUGGAAAGAAAGCCAGUGAAGAGGGAACACUCUCCGGAACCUGAGACCUCUACAAAAAAAAUCAAAUUAGAAGAUGGGGCCAAUGACGUCACACCGAAGAUCAAAAAAGAGAAAGUCAAGGAAGAGCCCACCGAAGAACCAGCCGAGCCCACCUCAGAGAAGAAAAAGAAGAAAAAAAAGAAAUCCCUAGACGCUUCUCAGGCCGACACCACCAUGGAGAAUGAUGAGGUGGACGCUCCGACACCCAAGAGUGGUAAGAAGAAGAAGUCUCAGGCUGACACGACCGUGGAUAAUGGUGAGGUGGACGCUCCUACACCGAAGAGUGAGAAGAAGAAAAAAAAGAAGAAGAGUAUCGCAGAGGAAUAGGUAGCUCUGUAGAGUAUUUUGAAAUGAAGGCUUGAGUGCGCUCCAUACAGAAUAUUUUUUGGUACUUGAUUAUUAAGAGGAAAGGCGACGGGCGUUACUCCAUACAAACGUAGUUCCCAUUUUCCUCUCUGAAUAUUGAUAAUAUGGAUUUUUUUUACAUUAUUACAUUAGCUAUGCCCUUACGUUAGCCGCCGACCCUACACUCAGCACCCUCGUUGAGCUCUGGCACCCUUACUAGCAGGAACGCACUAUGAGCAGGGUCUGUUAUAUUAGGAAGCUGUUGAGUUUUUUUUUGCAUCUUAUAUACAAUUCUUGUAAACUAUAAAGACUCACAUUGCUAUUUUUAUCUUUUUUUUAAAAUAAAAGUUGGUUGAGAAAAUUAAUUUGUAUGGAACGCGUGAACAAUUCAAAAGGAUGCAUUUUUAUUACGGGUCCAUACUGCCCUGGUGCGGCAGACUGUAUUAUCAUAUUAAAUAGACUCAAAGUAGCUCAAGUUUCCCAUAGGUAAUGUUAAUUUUAUAACAGUUCUUUCAAGAAAACAAAUCCUAUUACAUGUAACUAGAAAACACUGAAGAGGAAAGUGGGGCACUCGUGCGAAAUCGCCUUUUCGUAAAAACGUAGUCCGUAGUCUCAUUUUCUUCUCUGGAUAUUAACAUUAUUGAAUAUAUUUUGACACAAUUGGUUGUAUAUCAACUACAGCUAAGCCCCUGCGUUUUUUUAAAUUAUUAUUAUAAGGGUUAGCAACAUUUAAAAAUUGGUAUGAAAUCGGUAUUGGUUUUUCGCUCAAAAUUUUUACAAUAAUCAAAAAAUCUAAAAAAAAGUCAAACGUAGGGCAUAGCUAUGGCUAAUAAACAUCAAAUUAUGCAAAGAUAUGUUCCAUAAUGUCAAUAUCCAGAGAGGAAAAUGGGGACUACGUUUGUAUGGAAGAGCGGCCGUCCCCUUUCCUCUUAAGGCCUGUGCACACUGGACGUGUGUGCGUAGACGUCUUUAGACUAAGGGUGUUACCACACCAAUCGAUCGAUGGCAUCGACGUUGACAUGGAACAGUCGACGUCGAUCGAUUUGUCUAUCGAUCGAUGUUGACUGUUCCAUCGAUUGGUGUGGUAACACCCUAAGGCGCAAAGCACACUGCAUCCGAUUAGCUCAACAUGCGAGCGGGAUGUCGCUAUAAUACGCGCAUAGCGUUGUCUCGCUCAAACAUCGGAGCAACGUGCGCAUCGAAUGCAGUGCCAUGCGCCUAAAAGGUACCCUACAAUAUUAAGAUUUUCUGUAAUGAGCCGUAUAAUAUGCCAUAGAGUUAUGUUAGCUGUUUAUUUCUGUUCGAUUUAAGUGGAAAUUACAUUAAGUUGGAAAUGCCUCACAGAAGUGAGUUUAUAGAAAUAUAAAUUUUACUUUAUUA
This is a messenger RNA of Cydia pomonella (codling moth), 3213 nucleotides long. RefSeq names its product nucleolar protein 58-like. NCBI's taxonomy places the organism in Eukaryota, Metazoa, Arthropoda, Insecta, Lepidoptera, Tortricidae. The coding region runs from base 142 to 1815 and encodes 557 amino acids. Gene Ontology annotation, molecular function: snoRNA binding. The transcript has 5 exons. The record is from RefSeq and is a predicted model, not a curated record. Gene Ontology annotation, cellular component: box C/D methylation guide snoRNP complex; small-subunit processome.